This is a messenger RNA of Rotaria sp. Silwood2, 612 nucleotides long. The record is from the annotation of a GenBank genome assembly. Lineage: Eukaryota; Metazoa; Rotifera; Eurotatoria; Philodinida; Philodinidae.
AUGUUAUUUGAAAGAUUAAAUCAUAUAUUGAAACAAAUAUCGUCAUCAAAUUCUUAUUUCUCUAUUCAAUGUUUAAUUGAAGAAUAUUUUUUUGAUAAAAGUAUUCGUUUAACAUCAAUUGAACAAGAAAAAUUAGUUCGUUUAUGUUUAAGAAAAUUAUCUGAAUGGUUUAGUCAAACACCUGAACAAAUAAAAGAAAUAAAAAUUAAUUUUCAUAAAUAUAUUCUUCAAACACCAUUUUCAUUAAAACAAAAACAAUUAAUUGAUUUAAUAUUAAAUGAAUUAAAAAAUUCAUCCAAUGAUUAUUUCAGUUUUUUAUUAGUUGAUUUAUAUGAAAAAAAUUAUCAAAUAUUAUUAAACGAACUUGAAAAUGAAUCCGAUAUUGGAUUUAUUAUUCAUUUACCAGAUCGAAUUAAUAAUAUUUGUAUGACAAAUACUCCAAUAUGUUUUCAAGCUAAAAAUUAUUUUAAUCAUUUAAGUCAAUAUAUUCAAGAACAAUUAAUUACAUGUCAUUAUCCAAAUAUGGUUGCACAAAUUGAUACAAGUGUUAAUUUUCUUUCUCAACUUGUUCAUCGAGCAGCAAAAUUAGGUAGAAUUUAUUAUAAUUUUUAA